AUGUCAGUAUUGGGCGAUUCCGCAAUAGCUCAUCCGAACUGCUACCCGAAGAAAGACUCAACUCUCAUUCCCUUGCCACCACGCAAGUCCUUGCGCAAGGCGAUCUCGAUCCCUGCAGUAUCGACGCUGGUGAAAGAAUCUUUUACUUGGGCCGGUGAGACACUGAAUACCUACCGCGAUGGCCUUACACCGGAGCAACGGAGGCAACGCGCGCAGAUCGAGGACCGCAAGCAAGUUCUCUAUCUGCAGAUCAAAAAUGCGGUGUCGUACGAGGAAUGGAGCAGCUGCGCCAGCGAGCUAGACGUAUUGGAAGAAAACGAUCUAUGGAAGGAGGCGUUCGAAUGCACCGAGUACCAUCCUCGGCUGGUGCAGGAACGGCUAGCACAGCUGGAGGAAGCGCGCAUUAGCUGUGACGUGAGUCGCAUGCUAUUCCUGGUGCGAACCGCACUGAGCCGCGAUCUCGGGAAAAUGAGCAACGCGUCUCUCUACCGGCAUUCCCAUAUCGGGACGAAAACGCUGGUCGAUAAGUAUAUCACAACAGCCUUAGAUACUAUCACAACAUUGGUAGAUCUAUCAACUGCUAGCAGCUCGGCAAGCAUUUGGCCGGAGUGCAUUGCUCUUUUCCGGGGAGCGACGUUCGGCAUGAAUCAUAUCGGUGUCCUGAAGGCGCUAUACGAGGCUAAUCUGAUACCUCGUAUCAUCUCAGGGGCAUCUGCAGGCAGCAUCGUCUGCGCGGUCUUCUGUACACGCAAAGAUGACGAACUUCCCGCGCUCCUGGAUACGUAUGCACAUGGCAAAUUCGAUGUAUUCAAUGAAGCGGGCCGGGAAGAGAACAUCUUCCAGAAGACUGCUCGAUUCCUCAAAUACGGCUCUUUUCUCGACAUUUCUCACCUGGCUAACACCAUGAGGAGUUGGCUUGGCGACAUCACCUUUCAAGAGGCGUACAACCGGACUCGUCGGAUUUUGAACAUCUGUGUAUCCAGUGCCGGGAUGUACGAGCUUCCUCGGCUCCUGAACUAUAUCUCUGCCCCAAAUGUGCUGAUUUGGUCUGCUGUGGCCGUUUCUUGUUCGGUGCCACUGGUGUUUCAGCCAUUCACUCUGAUGGCUAAAGAUCCCUUGACGGGAGAGGCACAGCCGUGGAAUGACUUCCAUAAGCAGUAUAUUGAUGGCUCUGUCGACGGUGAUCUUCCGAUGACACGGCUCUCCGAGAUGUUCAACGUCAACCACUUCAUUGUGUCUCAGGGGGGACCUUCAUUGGUCCCUCGAUGGAUGAAUACAGUGACCCACCUUGCUAAAGAUGAAGUGCUGUAUCGAAUGAACGUGCUCUCAGAGCUAGGGAUUUUCUCAACAUCCAUGACCAAAUUGGCUUCCAUCAUGAAUCAGAAAUAUAGUGGUGACAUCAACAUCUACCCUGAACUGAUUUCCUCCAAUUUCCCUAGAAUACUGGAAAAUCCAACGACGGAAUUCAUGCUCGAAGCUUGCCUUAGUGGCGAACGCGCAACAUGGCCUAGGCUUAGCCGCAUUCGAAACCACUGCGCCAUCGAACUCGCACUCGAUGGAGCAAUCCAACAAAUGCGAGCCCGGGUAGCAUUCAGUCCGGCGCAGGUUGAGCAGCGCAUCUAUAACUCAUUAGCACAGUCCAGCGAAUCAGCAGAGAGCAACGCUAGCCGUGGACGGAUACGGAACCGACGAAGAGGAUCCUAUAGUCAAGAGCUCGAAAGAAGGCGCUCGAAAGGCACAGCAACAGCCUCAAUGGAGCAGGGAUUGCGCAAGGCUCGAAGCAGUGUGUCCCUUGAAAACCACCCCUCCAGUAUAGCACAUGACCUCACCUCUUUGCCAACCCGUUCGCGGGCCCACCGGCGAUCUUCGGCGCCUUUCGGCGAUGGGGCCUUCGAAAUUGAAUGUGGCAGCGAUGAGGAUAAUGGCAUUGAAUUCUCGUUCACGUCACGCCCUCGGCUGCCUAAGAAGUCCUCGCUUUGGGAUACAUCGUUCUACUCUGAAACUCUGGGCCACAACUCGCGCAGUCCGGCAGGGUCUCGGCCAUCAUCCUUCUCUGGAAAGUCUCAGCGGUCCGGUUCUGGGCAUCGAGGAUCGCCCAAACAGGCUCAUGCGCCGUCUCCUCACGAAGUCACCAUGGCACUAUCGCCUUCUUCUCGUCACUAUCUCAACAUGACACCCAGUGUUCAGCCGAGCUCUCCGGAUUCUUUCACCCGCACAUCAUGCAAUUAA
Penicillium chermesinum is the source of this 2229-nucleotide messenger RNA. Its product is annotated as putative Patatin family phospholipase. The transcript is spliced from 5 exons. Gene Ontology annotation, biological process: lipid metabolic process. Bases 1 to 2229 code for a protein of 742 amino acids. Gene Ontology annotation, molecular function: triacylglycerol lipase activity. The record is from RefSeq and is a predicted model, not a curated record. NCBI's taxonomy places the organism in Eukaryota, Fungi, Ascomycota, Eurotiomycetes, Eurotiales, Aspergillaceae.